Tupaia belangeri chinensis (Chinese tree shrew) is the source of this 509-nucleotide messenger RNA. It is a transcript of the gene COA6, whose product is annotated as cytochrome c oxidase assembly factor 6. Gene Ontology annotation, cellular component: mitochondrion. NCBI's taxonomy places the organism in Eukaryota, Metazoa, Chordata, Mammalia, Scandentia, Tupaiidae. The record is from RefSeq and is a predicted model, not a curated record. Gene Ontology annotation, biological process: respiratory chain complex IV assembly; mitochondrial ATP synthesis coupled electron transport.
GGCCGCCGGAGCGCAGGAUGGCAGCUCCGACCAUGAAGGAGAGGCAGGCGUGCUGGGGCGCCCGGGACGAGUACUGGAAGUGCCUGGACGAGAGCGAGGACGCUUCGCGGUGCCGCACGCUGAGACGCGCGUUCGAAUCCAGCUGCCCCCAGCAGUGGAUAAAAUAUUUUGAUAAAAGAAGAGACUACUUAAAGUUCAAAGAAAAAUUUGAAGCAGGAGAGUUCCAGCCUUCAAAAACAACUGCACAGCCCUAGGCUGCCCCAGAACUUUUCAGAGACUGUGAUGCUUCCUUCUGGACGUGGCGACGUGCUCUGGGACAGCAGGGGUUUAGAUCAUGCAGACGACAGCUGCGUCCUACACACACCGUUGUAGACCUCAGAGGGGCAGGAGACGGAAGAGCCCACCAUUCAGAUCCGAAUUGAAAUAAACUGAUACUAAAUAUGUGCAGUUAUAGUUUGGUAAUUAACCUGUGUUUUAAGAAAAGAACCAAAGCCUGUUAGGAAAAGACA